AUGCCGGGCCCCUCGCCCGGCGGCUCCCCGGAGAGGGAGACAGGGGCAGGCGGGCGGCCGCGGGGGCCGGGCAGGGACCGGCGGGUGCGGUUCCGGCUGCCCCACACGGCUAUCGCGCUGCCGACGGUGCGCGAGGAGGAGCGGCUCUUCUACCGGCGGCUGGAGGCACUGGCGGUGCCGGGGCCAGGCGGCUUCGGGCCACUCUUCGCCGCCGACGGCUGGAGCGACCUGACGGAUGACCGGCUGCUCCGGAAGCGCGUGGUGCGGGCCGGGCUGGGCGGGCCACAGCCGCGGCCGGGCCAGGAGGUGUCGGUGAAGGUGCUGGGCGCCCUGGAGGACGGCGGGCUGGUGGAGCGGGACCCGCGGCUCACCUUCGUGCCUGGCCACGGGGACGUCGUGCAGGCGCUGGAGCUGGGCGUCCCAACCAUGCAGCCCGGGGAGAUCUCCUUCUUCCUCGCCGCCUGCCCCUACGCCUAUGGCCGCCCGGGCAGGGAGCCCGACGUGCCGCCCGAGGCGCCGCUGCUGUUCGAGGUGACGCUGCUGGAGGUGCGGGACGGCCCCGACCCGCAGCCGCUGCCGCCCGCCGCCCGCCUGCGCCUGGGUUCGCAGCGCAGGGAGCGGGGCAACUUCCAUUUCGCGCGGGCCGACUUCGCGGCGGCGCUGCGCUCGUACCGGCUGGCCCUGCACGCCCUGGAUGGCCCCGCUACCGCGCCUCCCGGGCCCGAGGAGGAAGAGGAGCUGCAGGAGCAGCGCGUGAAGUGCCUCAACAACUGCGCGGCCGCCGAGCUGAAACUGGGGCGGGUGGAGGAGGCGCUGGCAGCCUGCGAGGCGGCCCUGCGGAUCAGCCCCGACAACGGCCGGGCACUGCUCCGGCGGGGGCAGCUGCUGGCGGAGCAGGGCCGGGACGCAGAAGCUGCGCUCGUCCUGAGGAGAGCCCUGGAGCUGGAUCCGGCCAGCAAGGUGAUCCACGCCGAGCUCUCACGGCUAGCGAAGCGCCAGAGUGCCCCAUCUAGCACCGCCUCGCAGGACCCCCGCCACGACCCGAUGCCGCCGCCGAGCCCCGGAUCUCCUGCACCGCCCACGGCGGAAGGAGCGGUCUGAGCGGCCCCGCAGCGCACCGGAGCCCGACCGAGGAGAGAGGAACGCUCCCGCACCAUCCUCCCUGCAUUGCCCCGCACUCCCUGGGGUGGAGAAGAGCGCUGCAGUGGGGGAGGACGGCGGGCGGGAGGGCUGAGGGGAAGAGCGGGGCUGUAUAUCCCGCUCCCUCUCCUCUCCGUCCCGCAUCGCUCCCCCCUCUCCGCAGCGCUUUCCGCCCGGCUCAUGACGUCACAAUGGGGCGUGGCCCCGGCGCCA
Lepidothrix coronata (blue-crowned manakin) is the source of this 1353-nucleotide messenger RNA. Its product is annotated as peptidyl-prolyl cis-trans isomerase FKBP8-like. The record is from RefSeq and is a predicted model, not a curated record. The transcript is spliced from 8 exons. Gene Ontology annotation, molecular function: peptidyl-prolyl cis-trans isomerase activity; protein binding. Bases 1 to 1101 code for a protein of 366 amino acids. Lineage: Eukaryota; Metazoa; Chordata; Aves; Passeriformes; Pipridae.